UAUCCCAUCAGGUUUCAAUCCUCUGCGGCUUGGCUCUCUCUGGAUCCAGAUUUGAGGAAAAUAAUCCAGGAAAAUAAACCAGACUCAACUGAAUCCUGAGAAGACGAUGUCUGCUGUUUUUUCUUGAGGUCUGAUUUUUUAUUUUUGUGCUUUCUAAACAUGAGAACAAUGGAGGGCCAGCAGCUGCUGCUCAGAGGACUGAUGGUCAUCACAGCUUGUUUUCAGGCUCUCUGUGCGUCAGAUAUUUGCAGCGAGGAGGUGGCCCGGCUGCAGGAGCAGGAAAAGCGUUUGAGGAUCCAGCUUCAGACGCAAGAACUCGUCCUACAGAGAUUACAGCAGCUGAACCAACCUGACAACAACAACAACAACAAUAGUGUCAAACCUGACCAGAGCCAGGACACCCAGUACGCAGACUGUUCCCAGCUCUUCACUGCUGGCUUCAAAUCCAGCGGCUCUUAUGAGAUCAGACCUCGGGGGAGUCUGUCUGCAGUCAGAGUGUACUGUGAUAUGAGGGAUGGAGGAGGGUGGACCAUCAUUCAGAGAAGAAUCAAUGGAGCAGAGAGGUUUAACAGGUCGUGGGUGGAGUAUAAGGACGGUUUUGGAGACAUGAAUUCAGCACUGGGAGAGUUCUGGCUUGGAAAUGACAACCUUCAUUUGAUUACAACACAAGGGAACUAUUCUCUGAGGAUUAACCUGGAGGACUUUGACGAUAACCAGCGCUAUGCUGAGUACAAGAACUUCAAAGUGGCCAAUGAACAGGAUCACUAUCUCCUGGACUUCGGAGAGUAUGUGGGCACAGCUGGAGAUGCUCUGGCUGGAAGUUAUCAGGUGGGGGUAUCACCCUGGGCCAGUCACCAGGGGAUGAAAUUCAGCACCUACGACCAGGACAACGAUAACUACAAAGGAAACUGUGCCCAGGAAGACAAAGGAGGCUGGUGGUUCAACAAGUGCCACUCAGCUCAUCUGAACGGCAAAUACUACCACAAUGGACACUACAGUGCGACCACAGAUGAUGGUGUGGUGUGGUACCCGUGGAGAGGAUGGUGGUACUCCCUGAAGACCAGCAUCAUGAAGCUGCGGCCGACCAACUUCAAAAUUGAUCCUAUUGAUGACCCGAAUGCUCUUCCUCCCAGAACACAUUUCUAGAGAAGACACAAGUAGAAAGUUUAUGCCCAACAUUGACCCUGGUUUGAGGAUUUUGAGCAUAAACACUUUGAUGGUGGAAAUCAGACUUAAGUUUGAGAACGCACUAAAACAUUCACUAGCAUUAUAUCGAACUCAUAUAAUACGGACUUGUUUGCACUGUAAGUACUGAUCAGUUUUCUGAAAUGGUCAUAGCUAAGUUAAAGCUUUCAAGUACAAACUCUAAAGACUUUGGCAUAUAGCUUGUCAGAGGACUUUUCAAAACUUCUGGCUUGUUUAAGAGGACUGACUACUGCAGGGGGAAGUAGCAGGCACACACAGAUGUCUAUGCUGGAGGAGGAGGAGGAGGAGGAGGGGGAAAUUUGAUGCCAGUGAGUAUGUCAGAUACAAGAGAAGGCUAGAGACUGAUGACAGCGAGAUUUUCUAUAACUGAAGGUUUUAUUUCAAACAUCAAUGUGGGAUAAAACAAGUAUUUUAUUCUAGUUUGGCCGCAUUUUAUGAAGAAGAAUAUAUAUCCCAAACAGUUACAGAAAUGAUGUUAUUAUGGAUGAAGACAACAGACAUUAAAUAAGAAUACAGCUGUUUCUAAAGCUGUUAGACCUAAGGUUCAGAAAUGUCAUGUUUAUUAUGGUUAUAUUUUAAGGUUUUAGCACUCACUGUUUAUUCUCACACUUACAGGUUAUCAUUUAUAGCUCUGCUGUAGAACAUACAUUAACUUCUAUAUCUCUUUGAUAUUUGUAUUAUAACCACAAUUCACAAAAUAAAACAAUAAAGCACUCCAAAAAUGUC
This is a messenger RNA of Notolabrus celidotus (New Zealand spotty), 1932 nucleotides long. It is a transcript of the gene fgl1, whose product is annotated as fibrinogen-like 1. NCBI's taxonomy places the organism in Eukaryota, Metazoa, Chordata, Actinopteri, Labriformes, Labridae. Bases 160 to 1146 code for a protein of 328 amino acids. The transcript has 7 exons. The record is from RefSeq and is a predicted model, not a curated record. Gene Ontology annotation, biological process: negative regulation of T cell activation; regulation of immune response.